This is a messenger RNA of Fusarium vanettenii 77-13-4, 951 nucleotides long. RefSeq lists its product as uncharacterized. The annotation marks the transcript as partial. NCBI's taxonomy places the organism in Eukaryota, Fungi, Ascomycota, Sordariomycetes, Hypocreales, Nectriaceae. The transcript has 2 exons. Gene Ontology annotation, biological process: proteolysis. Gene Ontology annotation, molecular function: metalloendopeptidase activity. The record is from RefSeq and is a predicted model, not a curated record.
ACCGAAGUUGAGGUUACUAUCAAGAAUGAUGGAUCUAAUGACUUGAGUCUUCUAAGAGUAGGCACCAUUCUGGAUGAAAGGCCUGUCCAGAAAAUGGUCGUGGUGGACGAUGCUGCCGUAGGAGAGCAGCUUCCCUUUCAGGGCAUCGAAUUGAGUGUCUACUAUGAGGGCUUGGAAUCUAAGCACUAUGAGAAGUUGGCUGCCGGCUCAUCCGUCAGUCGACUAGUGGACCUAGCCUCUGUUUACGACUUCAAACCUGGAACCUACUCCAUUGUCGCUGAGGGAACAUUCCCCUCUGUUUCUGGCGCAUCCAAUGAACCGGCUUCAGUUUCUUUCAAGUCCAAGGCACUAUCAAUUACAGUCAAGGAAAGUUCCGCGGCCGAGGUGAAGCAAAUCCUGUCCCGACGGUCGAUUGUGAUAACGGAGGACUGCCCAGCCGAUAAGCUCAAAGCAAACCUCGACGGAGUGCGAAACUGUGAGACCCUGGCCCGAGCUGCUGCUGCCGACGCCGCCGAUGUUCACUCGGCAAGAUUUGUCGAAUACUUCAAGUCGAAUGAGACUGAAGCCCGGGACCAUGUUUCGGGCCGUCUGUUGGCUGUUGCCAAGGAGUGCUCCACAACUGAUAGCGGCGACACGAGAGUCCUAUGCCAAGAUGACCUCAACGUCUGCGAGACUGAAGGUCCUCUGAUCGCUUACACGACUUGGGUCAAUGGCUACAUUGUCAUGUGCCCCCUGUUCUACGACACCUUGCCCCCGCUGCCCCAGCUAUGCCACAAGCAGGACCAUGCUACUACGACGAUCCACGAGAUGACGCAUGCCAGGGCUGUGUAUGAAGACAAGGCCCCCGCUACGGCUGACCGGGCAUAUGGCUAUGAGAACAGUACUGCUUUGACAUCGGAGGAGGCCAUGUAUAACGCGGACAGCUACUCGCUGUAUGCCAAUGGUAAGUCC